This is a messenger RNA of Drosophila serrata, 1619 nucleotides long. It is a transcript of the gene ppk19, whose product is annotated as pickpocket 19. The record is from RefSeq and is a predicted model, not a curated record. Gene Ontology annotation, biological process: sodium ion transmembrane transport. Lineage: Eukaryota; Metazoa; Arthropoda; Insecta; Diptera; Drosophilidae. Gene Ontology annotation, molecular function: ligand-gated sodium channel activity. Gene Ontology annotation, cellular component: plasma membrane.
AUGAAAUGUAUAUCAUUAUUUUCCCCAGUGCUGUUCACACCUCCUGUUUUAAUGAAACCCUUCUUGUAAAGGUGAAAACUUUGACCAAACUUUUCUCAUUCGUCAUGUUGCUGUACACCAAGGAACUUGUGGCGCCGCGUCCUCCCGACCAGGGUCUGCUCCGCUUCGGGAACAAGCCAGCUGGGCUGAAGUACAGUGAGAGGUUGCGCCUCUCAUUUGUCCACUCCACCAUCCAUGGGAUGGAGCAUGUCUUCGGAGAGCGGCAUUUCUGGCAACGCAUUCUGUGGCUCACCAUUGUCGUGGGCGCUGGAGUCACCGGCUUUAUUUUGUAUUCCAUGCUGAGGCAUCGACACGCUGAGCAGCAACUGGUCAGCUUGAUAGACACCACCCAGUUGCCCGUGUACCACAUACAGUUCCCUGCCGUUGGCAUCUGUCCUUGGGGUCAUGUCAACUGGGAGCGAGCCCCGAGUGCCGCACUGCGAUUUCUGCCCCGGAAUCCGGAUAAGGAGCUGCUGGAGACAUUUCGUCAGUUACUGGUUCUCUUGGAGCUCACCUCGUUUGCCCACUUCAACAGGGCGACGGACUUGUCCACGAGAAAUCUGACGGGAUUGACAUCACUAAGAAUAAUGUCUAUGAUCAACUACCUGGCCUAUCGCUGCGAUGAGCUCUUUGUCGUCGAUUCCUGCGUCUUCGACGAGACCCCCUAUGAUUGCUGCAAGCUAUUUGUGCCGGAGCAAACGGAGAAGGGACAGUGCUUGGUCUUCAACUCCAUCAUAUCGGAUCAAUCACAAAAGAAGCAGUUGACCAAUAAGUUUUACCCUUAUAGAUUGAGCACGGCUGGUGAGGAUUCGGGACUGAAGUUCACGCUGAAUGCCAGUCACUCCCUGGUGAAAGAUGGCGUUAUGUUGCCAUUUGGAAUGAAUCUGAUGAUCAAGGAGCCCCGUCAAUGGUCCACGGAAAUGAUGUAUCACCUAUACCCCGACACGGAGAACUUUGUGGCAGUGCAUCCAAUGGUCACGGAAACUUCCCCAAACACAUAUGAAAUGAGCCCGGAAAAGAGGCGUUGUUACUUCGAUAGCGAGCGCAAUCCGUAUUUCCAGAACACUACGCUGGCCUAUAAUCGAGAUAAUUGCCUGGCAGUGUGCCUCCAUCAGGCCGUGCUCAGGACCUGCAAUUGCUCCACGCCGGUUUUCCUGCCUCCCAUAGAGGGCAUUCGGGAGUGCGGCAUAGAGGAUGCCCAGUGCCUGGGCAGGAAUGCUGAUAUUUUCAGCUACGUUAAGACGGGCGACCAAGAUAAGUACAUCAACGACUCGCGACGCGGUCAUUUUUGCCACUGCCCCGACAAUUGUAAUUCGCUGCAGUACAAAAUGACGCUCAAUGUUAGGAAAUUGGAUUAUCCCAAAAACUCCACGCAGCACCUGAUCAAGGCCCAGAUCUACUAUGGCCAGCGGGUGAUGACGAAGAUCAUAACCAAACUCAAGUACACCAAUCUGGAUUUGCUGGCCAACUUUGGCGGCAUCGUCAGCCUCUUUAUAGGUGCCUCCGGCCUGAGUAUUUUUGAGCUCUGCCUGGUGCUGGGAAAACUGCUGUGGGCGCUCAUCAAGCAUGUCAAGUCUUAA